CUCGUAAACUGUAUCGGUCUAGCGCUUGCCUCGGCGUAUCCGACGCGAUGAGCCGCCGGCAGAUCCGAUUCGAAGAAUACGCAUCGUCCGGACCCGUCGUCGAGCGCGUCGCCUGCAACAUGGAGACGAAGCCAGCGCGGGCACCCAAGUUUGCUGCUUCUGCGUCGCACGUCGCCAACGACGCGUACCUGGCGGCCUUUGACGCCGACCCGCGAAAGCCGUCGUCCAAGCAGCCGCAGCCAGCAAGCAUGAGUACCUCGGGAGAUGGCAACACUGCUUUGCCCAAGAUUGCUGGCGCCGUGCGCGCACAUGUGCCCGCGGCCGAACCAACGACCCGUUCAUCGUCGUGGACGCGAGGUCCGAGUGAUGCUGCUGGCUCGGCGCAAGCCGUAUCCAGCCAACCGCUGACUUGCAUGAGCUUGUCGCCGGAUGGCUCGGAAGUGGUUGUCGGCAGCUGCGACCACGCGCUCUACACGAUCCCGCUGCGCAGCUCGGGGUCCAAGAAGGCUCGGGGACUCACGUUGUACACCACGACGUGCGGCCACAAGGAAUGGGUCACGGCCGUCGCGCACCUUGCCGAUGGCCGCGUCGUCUCUGCGGGCAUGGACAGCAAACUCUGCCUCUGGGAGAACGGUGCCGUCGCACGCUGCGAAGACCUGAUGGGCCACGCCGGGUCCAUCUCGCUGAUCCAGACGAUUGGCAACGACUGGAUCGUGAGCGCGAGCUACGACAAGACGUAUCGGCUGUGGGACGCGACGCCCGGGCGCCGCGCCGGCAAGAAUGGCCGAGAGAGACAUGCGUUGCGCGGCCAUGACGCCCCGAUUCUCGACUGCAGCCUCUGGGGCUCACGGCUCAUUGGCGGCGAUCGCAGCGGCUCGGUGCUCGUUUUCGACGUCGCUGCCUAUACUCUCGAGAAGAAGUGGAACGCGGCGCACGACGGCCACUGCACGAGUGUUUUGGGCUCGGCGUUUGCACCCGACAUUGCGUACAGUGGCGGCCAAGACGGCGUUGUGCAGCGCUGGGACCUGCGCACAAAGGCGAGCACGCUUGCGCUGCCCGUGCAUAGCGGCAAGACAGGCAAAGGCGCCGUGAGUUUUCUACGCGAGCAGCCGUCAAACGAACACGUUCUUGUCACGGGGGGUGCUGACGGCAAGGUCCACGUCCUCGACACGCGCCGCAACACGCUCCGGUCGACGUUUGACAGCCACCAGACGUUCAUCUAUUCGCUGCAUGUGGCCCACGACCUGUGCUUUAGCGGCAGCGGAGACGGGAUGCUGCUCGUGCACAACUUGGCCACCGACGCCUUGUGCUACGGCCUCGGCGCCAACCAAGCGGCGGUGCGGGCCAUUGCCACGACGCCCGCUGAGCUCGUUGCGGCCGGUGACGAUGGCGGCGUCCUUGUCUAUAACUUUGCGUAAAGUUAUGAAUCUACUGGAUGGUGUCGAUGUGGCGACCUUCUGUGCUCUCGUG
Saprolegnia diclina VS20 is the source of this 1470-nucleotide messenger RNA. RefSeq lists its product as hypothetical. The transcript has 5 exons. Gene Ontology annotation, molecular function: protein binding. Lineage: Eukaryota; Oomycota; Saprolegniomycetes; Saprolegniales; Saprolegniaceae. The record is from RefSeq and is a predicted model, not a curated record. Bases 48 to 1418 code for a protein of 456 amino acids.